This is a messenger RNA of Calypte anna (Anna's hummingbird), 5021 nucleotides long. RefSeq names its product phosphatidylinositol-4,5-bisphosphate 3-kinase catalytic subunit beta (gene PIK3CB). Lineage: Eukaryota; Metazoa; Chordata; Aves; Apodiformes; Trochilidae. The transcript is spliced from 24 exons. Gene Ontology annotation, biological process: phosphatidylinositol-3-phosphate biosynthetic process; phosphatidylinositol-mediated signaling; phosphatidylinositol 3-kinase/protein kinase B signal transduction. Gene Ontology annotation, cellular component: cytoplasm; plasma membrane; phosphatidylinositol 3-kinase complex. Gene Ontology annotation, molecular function: 1-phosphatidylinositol-4-phosphate 3-kinase activity; 1-phosphatidylinositol-3-kinase activity. The record is from RefSeq and is a predicted model, not a curated record. Bases 408 to 3608 code for a protein of 1066 amino acids.
CCCCGGGUCAACGGGCGUUGGGCAACGGUCCGCGCGUGCUGGGGUCUGGCGCGGGCGCUUGGACCCGCGCGCGGGCGGCGUCCCCUCCUCAGGACCCCGUGAGGGAGAGAGGAGGAGGGAGCGGCUCCUCAGCGGCUCCGAGCGGCCCUUGGGGCGGGCUGGGCCGUCCCGAGGUGCCCAGCGCCUUCGCCUUCUCUUCUGCGAGGUGUCGCCGGACAGGAUUUGGAUUGUGUUCUACCUUUUUGUUUUUAAUGGUCACCUUUAGGUCAUCUUGAGGAAUCUUCCAAGAAAACAGGACUAGUAGUAAGAAAAUGAUGUUUAAUAAAAGUAUCUUCACAACACAGUCAGACUGAAACAGGAACAAGUUCUCUGGAGCCAUGUGGUUAUGAUAUUAUUGAGAUUCCAUAAUGCCUCCUGCCGUGACAGACAGCCUUGACAUCUGGGCAGUGGAUUCACAGAUUGGUGCUGAUGGCUCAAUAUCUGUGGACUUCCUGCUGCCCACUGGAAUCUACAUCAACUUGGAUGUCCCUCGAGAUGCCACCAUAUCUCAUAUUAAACAGCUGUUAUGGAAGCAGGCACAUGCCUAUCCACUCUUUCAUCUCCUGAUGGAGAUUGACUCUUACAUGUUCUCAUGUGUGAAUCAGACUGCUGUACAUGAAGAAUUAGAGGAUGAAACACGAAGACUUUGUGAUGUCAGACCUUUUCUUCCUGUCCUUAAGCUAGUAACAAGGAAUUGUGAUCCAGGAGAAAAGUUGGAUUCCAAAAUCGGUGUCCUUAUAGGCAAAGGUCUCCAUGAGUUCGAUGCCUUACAAGAUCCUGAAGUGAAUGACUUCCGAGCUAAAAUGCGGAGAAUCAGUGAGGAAAAGAUUCAGUCUCUUGUGGGUCUCUCCUGGAUGGAUUGGUUGAAGCACACUUACCCACCUGAACAGGAACCUGUUAUCCCAGAGAGCUUUCAAGAUAAGCUCUACAGUGGAAAUCUGGUAGUGGCAGUUCAUUUUGAUAACUGCCAGGAUGUAUUUAGUUUCCAGGUGUCUCCUAACAUGAAUCCCAUCAAGCUGAAUGAGCUGGCAAUCCGAAAACGCUUGACUAUCCAUGGAAAAGAAGAUGAGGAAGUUGAUCCUGCUGAUUAUGUGCUGCAAGUUAGUGGAAGGCUAGAAUAUGUUUUUGGUGAUCACCCAUUAAUUCAGUUUCAGUACAUACGCAACUGUGUGAUGAACAGGACUCUUCCUCAGCUGACUCUAGUUGAGUGUUGCACCAUAAAGAAAAUGUGUGAGCAAGAGAUGAUUGCCAUAGAAGCUGCCAUAAAUCGAAAAUCAUCCAACCUUCCUCUUCCUCUGCCACCAAAAAAAACAAGAACAACAACAAGUGUAUGGGAUAUUUCCAACCCUUUCAAGAUUGUUCUGUUAAAGGGUAAUAAAUUAAAUACAGAAGAAAAUGCCAAAGUUCACGUUAGGGCUGGUCUUUUCCAUGGUACAGAGCUACUUUGUAAAACUAUUGUAAGCUCAGAAAUAUCUGGGAGAAGUGACCAUGUGUGGAAUGAAGUAUUAGAGUUUGAAAUAAAUGUCUGUGAUCUACCAAGAAUGGCAAGGCUCUGCUUUGCAGUUUAUGCUGUGAUGGAUAAGAUGAAAACUAAAAAGUCAACCAAGGCAAUGAACCCUUCCAAAUACCAAACCAUUAGGAAAGCAGGAAAAGUGCAUUAUCCUGUAGCCUGGGUAAAUACCAUGGUAUUUGAUUAUAAAGGACAGUUGAAGAAUGGAGAACUGGUACUGCACAGCUGGUCAUCAUUUCCUGAUGAACUUGAAGAAAUGUUGAAUCCAAUGGGAACUGUCCAGACUAACCCUUACACUGAAAAUGCAACAGCUUUGCACAUUAGAUUUCAAGAAUACUCAAAACAGUCUAUUAAUUACCCUCCCUUUGAUAAGAUACUUGAAAAGGCAGCUGAGAUUGCAAGAAGCAGUGACAAUGCUGCAAUGGCGGGUCGAGGUGGUAAGAAGUUUUAUAUUGUUUUAAAAGAAAUAAUGGAAAGAGAUCCUUUAUCUCAACUCUGUGAAAAUGAAAUGGAUCUUAUUUGGACUUUGCGAUAUGACUGUCGUGAAAAUUUUCCACAAUCAUUGCCAAAACUGCUGCUUUCUUUGAAAUGGAACAAACUUGAAGAUGUUGCUCAGCUUCAGGCUCUCCUUCAGAUAUGGCCAAAACUGCUGCCUAGAGAAGCAUUAGAAUUGUUGGAUUUCAAUUAUCCAGACCAGUAUGUCAGGGAAUAUGCAGUGGGUUGUUUAAAGCAAAUGAGUGAUGAAGAGCUCUCUCAGUAUCUUCUUCAACUUGUGCAAGUCCUGAAAUAUGAACCUUUUCUUGAUUGUGCUCUCUCCAGAUUUCUACUGGAGCGAGCACUCGCUAAUAGGAGAAUAGGACAGAUGUUGUUUUGGCAUCUAAGGUCAGAGGUUCACAUCCCUGCUGUUUCAGUGCAGUUUGGAUUGAUACUUGAAGCUUACUGCCGAGGAAGUGUGGCUCAUAUGAAAGUGCUUGCUAAACAGGUGGAAGCCCUCAAUAAGAUGAAGACUUUAAAUAGUCUAAUUAAGCUGAAUGCCAUGAAGCAAAGCAAAGCAAAAGGAAAAGAUGCAAUGCAUACAUGUUUGAAACAAAAUGCUUACAGAGAAGCACUUUCUGACCUCCAGUCUCCUCUGAAUCCUUCUGUUAUACUUUCAGAACUACAUGUUGAGAAGUGUAGAUAUAUGGAUUCUAAAAUGAAACCUCUGUGGAUAGUGUACAACAAUAAAAUGUUUGGAGGAGAUCUUGUAGGAAUCAUCUUUAAAAAUGGUGAUGAUCUCCGACAGGACAUGUUGACCCUCCAGAUGCUGCGUUUGAUGGACAUACUUUGGAAGGAAGCCGGUCUGGAUCUCCGGAUAUUGCCCUACGGCUGUUUAGCAACUGGAGAUCACUCUGGCCUUAUUGAGGCUGUUUCUAGUUCAGAAACAAUUGCUGACAUUCAGUUAAAUAGUAGCAAUGUUGCUGCUGCUGCUGCCUUCAACAAAGAUGCUCUCUUAAACUGGCUGAAGGAAUAUAAUUUGGGUGAUGACUUGGAUCGAGCCAUUGAAGAAUUUACACUGUCUUGUGCUGGCUACUGUGUAGCUACUUACGUACUGGGGAUUGGUGACAGACACAGUGACAACAUCAUGGUCAGGAAAAAUGGUCAGCUCUUUCAUAUAGAUUUUGGGCAUAUUCUUGGAAACUUCAAAUCCAAAUUUGGAAUUAAAAGGGAACGGGUACCUUUCAUACUCACCUAUGAUUUUAUUCAUGUUAUUCAACAAGGAAAAACAGGGAACACUGAAAAAUUUGGUCGGUUCCGGCAGUAUUGUGAAGAAGCGUACUUGAUCCUGCGAAAACAUGGAAACCUAUUUAUUACACUCUUUGCACUGAUGUUAACUGCAGGGCUUCCAGAGCUAACUUCUGUCAAGGACAUCCAGUAUCUCAAGGACUCCCUUGCCUUGGGGAAGAGUGAGGAAGAAGCACUAAAACAAUUUAAACAGAAGUUUGAUGAAGCACUUCGGGAAAGUUGGACUACUAAAGUGAACUGGAUGGCUCACACUGUUCGAAAAGAUUACAGAUCCUAGAAGAUAUUUACAUUUGCACUAGUCUGAAUGUUACCUUGAAAAGUGUUUUUAGAGGAGAUCUGUAGUAUGGAUCAACAAAACUUAUUUUAAACGAGAAAGGAAACAAAACCAAGAAAUGGGCUGAAAUAACUCCUGAGUCUUUUGCACUCUGCUUCUGAAUGCUUGAUUCCAAGACAGUCUCUAUGAAAAGUGAACAUCCUGGAUAAUCAGUUCCUGCUGACUUUGCACGCUGAGAGCUACUAGGCAUUUUUAAAAAUUCUUUGGUACUUUAUGGAGGUGUAAAUAUUUGUUUUUAUACGUUAGGGUAACAUGCUCUAACAUACUCAGGAGGUUUGAAGACCUCUGAUGGAACUGUUCUUUACUUAAAGUUGAGACUUGAAGAGUAAUUUUUUUUUUUUUUUUUUUUUUUUUUUUUUUUUUUGGUGUCCUAAUCUGGCUAAAAAUGACCAUAUCAUGUAUAUUUUUCAUAUGAACUCUGCCCUACUGGCACACAUGCAUUAAUUCUGUAAAUAGCAACCACAGUAUCAUUGUACUACCGGGAGCUGCUUAAUGUCUUACACUGCUGCUGAAAGGAAAGGAAAGGAAAGUAGAUUUUGGUGAGAUUGGAGUGGGUGGAGGGUGAGAUGGGGGGGAGAGGCUUUGAAAAGGACGCAGCAUCCCAGUGUUCAGGUUGCACAGUUUUGCUCCCCUGACAUGACAAACACACAGAGAAGCCCUUCGAUAAGAGGAACAUUAGGCCAGUUCCUAACGUGUCUGAGAAUCCCUCAUUGGUUACAGUCUCCCAUUCUGCCUCUGGGACUUUGUUUUUAGCUCCUUAAAUGUACUUUUAUUUCAGGUUCAGGAAGAAGCUCCUUACACUGAAAGUCAUAUCUCAGAUAAGUUACACCAUGCAAAUGUACCAGCUUCUGUAAGGGAAAUUUUCAAAUAUGUUACAUAUAGUGAUUUUUAGAGCAUACAAACCAAAAACCCCAAAUGUUUAGAAAAGCAAGUGUUCAUGGGAAAAGAUCAUUCCAUAAAAUACCAAUGAGUAGUCAUUAAUCUUUUCUUUCUGUAUUUAUUAAAAACUUGUGGUAAUGUUGCUUUACCAAGAUAUAUGUGUGGAGGAUGGUUGCUGAAGAAACUGGACUUGUUUUAAUUUAUUUAGUGAGGUACCAGGCUUUUAGGUGCUUAAAUGGAGAGCAAAUUUGUUAUGUGCAAUAGGGAACUGCUGGUUAAAAGAUGUAAUAUGCUGUUUUUGAACAUCAGCAAGAUAGACUUUAACUACUGCUUGUUCUCCAAAGAACACUGGUAGCUCUCAAUUCUUGUUGAUAUUUGAAUGAGAAUUAAACAUAAAUAUUUACUUUUUGACUAAACAAUUGUUUUGCAUAGAAGUGUUGUUUUAUGUAGGAAUUUAAUUAAAGGUGGUUUUACUUU